GCCACUAGAGAACACCCCGUUCGUAACGCGGACAGGACACACGCACCCAUAGCAGUGUUGGACGUUGACAAGUGGAGAACUGAUGGAGGAGAAUUGAGCAAUUAUCUACUUAGCUUAUUCUUGUUGGACGGUAACGAUUGGCGAGGUCUUCGCCGAGUUAUUGACUCAACACGACUUAUUGUGCAGUCCUGCUACACGUACGUGCUGAUUGCCGACCAUCAAAGCAAGCGGUAACAGUGAGGGGCUCGCGUCAACCCAGAGUGCGCCGAAUGAUGUCCUUUCUGGCGGACCAGUGAGAAGGAAUCAAAGGUAUCUACAAAAGGAGCACAUGUACGCUGGCUUUGAAAAAGGAGCUGCUUUGAAAGUCAUGGAUAGUACACUCUAUCACUCAGCGGGAGUAUUCGGCUCCCCCUCAGCUUCUGAAAACCUGACUGCUGGCGGCAACAUGAUCACCACCACCAAGCCUCUCGCUUUUUCGAUCGAACGGAUUAUGGCCAGGACGCCUGAACCAAAGUCGAUACCUAUACCCAACUUGUUUCACCAUGCUCCCGUGGUUAAAGCGGACCCAAAGCAGACGCUAAACAUGAGCCCAUCGUCACUACAUUGCAUGAUACCCUUUGUGCCACUGACAUACGAGCCGGGUCACAAACUCAACAUAAACGGAUUAGACACAAAUCAUUUUGACGCUUCCACAUAUAACUCAAAUGAGUUGAUGGGCAUUGGAUUGAAUUAUAAAAAUGAUCAUCAAGACGUGAGCCCGUCAGUUGGACAAUACAAACUCUUUCGACCUCGGGUGGUAAACCAGUCCUCCUUUCACACCAUGGGGGCUGUCUGCUACCUGAAUUGCGGCGAGAGUGCGUGCCCACCACCGACCAGCAUCGUAAACAUACACCCCAUGGCCUCCUACUUUCUCAACUCUCCGCUUCAGCACGCGCGCCAGAAAGCGUUUCUUGCAGAGAAAAAUAAAGUGGUUAACUGCGUGGAGAGAUACCCCAGCGGACUUGCUUUCAAAGACCUUUCUCACACUCAACUCCACCAUUACAUGAAAGAGAGUGCCCAGAUUCUGUCUGAUAAACUCUUUAAAGGCUCCUCCAAAUUGAGCAGUACUUCUCCAAAUGGGAAACCUAAAGUAUUUACCUGCGAAGUUUGCGGAAAGGUUUUCAAUGCCCACUACAAUUUAACGCGCCAUAUGCCUGUGCACACCGGCGCGAGACCAUUCAUCUGCAAAGUGUGCGGUAAAGGAUUUCGCCAGGCCAGCACCCUUUGUCGUCAUAAAAUCAUUCAUACUCAGGAAAAACCUCACAAGUGCAAUCAGUGUGGAAAAGCAUUUAAUAGAAGUUCAACUCUCAAUACGCACACGAGAAUUCAUGCCGGUUACAAACCCUUCGUGUGCGAGUUCUGUGGCAAAGGAUUUCAUCAAAAGGGUAACUACAAGAACCACAAACUGACACACAGCGGCGAGAAACAGUUUAAGUGCAACAUAUGCAACAAGGCCUUCCACCAAGUAUACAACCUGACGUUCCACAUGCACACGCACAAUGACAAGAAGCCCUUCACGUGCCCGACUUGCGGCAAAGGAUUCUGCCGGAACUUUGACUUGAAGAAGCACAUCCGAAAGCUGCAUGAUCCUUCGGGAUCACAGUCCCCAGUGAGUCUUAGCUCAAGAGAAUCUCACUAGAGUUCUGGCGCAAAGAUAACGACGAAUAACCUACAUGUUACCCAUUUGACGAACAAAGCGUAUAUGCCUACAGCAACUCAUUGUGGAUCAGUACGCAUUUGAAUCGAACUUGACAUGUCACUUUUUGCUGUUUUGUUUCCUUUAAUUAUCUCAGGAUUACUGUAAAUGUUUUAUGAUAUUUAUUUGAAAAUUGCAACACUGUCUGGAAAAAUUAAUUAUACAAUAUAAAAAUGUAAUUGUGAUGAUGCCUGUGGUAAACCCGUCCCAAUUUUAAAUGAUGCCAAUCCUUGAUGACACGACUUAAUUAGCCAAUUAUUGUGAAUAUGCAAAGAUUUGCAGACUUGCUAUCUCGUCUAGACACGUACUUUAUGGAAAAUAAUAUCA
Osmerus eperlanus (European smelt) is the source of this 2062-nucleotide messenger RNA. It is a transcript of the gene fezf1, whose product is annotated as FEZ family zinc finger 1. The coding region runs from base 329 to 1678 and encodes 449 amino acids. The record is from RefSeq and is a predicted model, not a curated record. Lineage: Eukaryota; Metazoa; Chordata; Actinopteri; Osmeriformes; Osmeridae. The transcript is spliced from 4 exons.